Molecule: messenger RNA, 925 nt
Organism: Olea europaea var. sylvestris
Lineage: Eukaryota; Viridiplantae; Streptophyta; Magnoliopsida; Lamiales; Oleaceae
Product: adenylate kinase 4-like
Exons: 5
Coding region: 4-663 (219 amino acids)
Biological process (GO): nucleobase-containing compound metabolic process
Cellular component (GO): mitochondrion; cytoplasm
Molecular function (GO): ATP binding; AMP kinase activity
Source: RefSeq, a predicted model, not a curated record
ACAAUGUUAAUCAGAAUGAGAAUUGGAUUUAUGGCAGGUCCACCGGGUUCUGGAAAAGGUACCCAGUCCCCUAUCAUCAAGGACGAGUACUGUCUGUGCCAUUUGGCUACUGGUGAUAUGUUGAGAGCUUCUGUUGCAGCAAAGACUCCUCUAGGAAUCAAGGCUAAAGAAGCUAUGGACAAGGGAGAACUUGUUUCCGACGACUUGGUUGUCGGAAUAAUUGAUGAAGCCAUGAAGAAGCCUUCAUGUCAGAAGGGGUUCAUUCUUGAUGGUUUCCCAAGGACAAAGGUUCAGGCAGAAAAGCUUGAUGAGAUGCUCCAGAGGCAGGGAACUAAGAUUGAUAAGGUGCUAAAUUUCGCAAUUGAUGAUGCCAUUUUGGAAGAGAGGAUUACUGGUCGUUGGAUCCAUCCUUCAAGUGGUAGGACCUACCACACAAAAUUCGCACCUGCCAAAGUUCCGGGUGUUGAUGAUGUCUCAGGAGAGCCUCUAAUUCAACGGAAGGAUGAUACUGCGGAGGUUCUUAAGUCAAGGCUGGAGGCAUUUCACCGGCAAACUGAACCCGUCAUAGACUAUUAUUCCAAGAAGGGUGUAGUUGCAGAUCUCCAUGCAGAGAAGCCCCCUAAAGAGGUCACUACCGAGGUUCAGAAAGUCCUAUCUUCUUAAGAAGUCUUCCAUGACUUUAUUUUUCAGGCACAAACCUGUAAAACGGUGUCUUGUUGCAUCGGUUUUAUAUUCUGGUUUUUUUCUUUCCUUCGUCUAGUCCAUUCGUACUAUUUUCAUUGCUUUCGGCGUCUCAUUUGAGUUUCAGAGAAAUUAUGUUAUUGUCACAAAAUAAAUCUCCAAUUGGUGUGAGAAGUUUUGUAAUCUAAUGGAAGAUUACUUUGUUUAACUCCAAAAUUUUAUGAAUUUCUGCUCAUUUUUAUUA